UACUCAGUUUCUGUUUUUAAUCCAGUCAAACUCAAGUGUAACGUCUGGCUGUGACUGACCACACACACACAUAAAAGAUCACCGACAUACGCAGGAUGUUCAUGAACUUCUGUGAGAACAAUGAUCCUUUAAUCCUAAUCUGUUUUUGUUGUUAAUGCCUUAACGGAGCUGCUAAUCUAACAAACGUACGCCUGCUGACUGCAUGCUUCCUCUUGCAGAGGUCUUGAGGUUUGAAGGUGGAGCUUUGUGGGGGUUCCUCCUGGUUUCACUUGCAGCUCUCCAAGCUUCUGACGUUUUAGUCUCGAGUGUCUCCAUCUCUGCUGUCAUGGUAGACAUCGCCUACUUCUCUCAGGAUCCGUUUUAGUGUUUGGUAUUGGUGAUAAAAAUGAAGAGGAUCCGGUACCUGGUGUACCUGUGGACUGUGGUCAUCACACAGACUGGGUUUGGUGUUAGCGGCAGCUUUUUGCAUCUGGAGCGGCAGCAGGGCGAGUCUGUGGAGUUUUCCUGCCACAUGGAGCCCGGGAGCCCGCUGCCCUACGGUUUCUAUCUGAAACGCACCUGGCUUCAGCCCCGCACAGUGUUCUUCUGGUACCAGAACGAUCCUCCGGACGUGAAAGAUGCAGCAGACAAAGGCCGCCUGAGCAUCAGCGGAGACCCGAGCAGCCAUGCCGUUAACGUGAGCUUCUCCCAGCUGAAAGCUGCAGACACCGACCGGUACUCCUGCGAGUUUAUGGUGGAGAGAAAUGGAAAGGAGGAUGAGAAGAUCCCAGGAAGGACUGAAUUCUUUCUCUAUGUUUCAUCUGAUGAUGUCUCGGUGGACGUGGAGUUGGUACAAACCUGUGUUGGGGGCUCAGCGGUGCUUCCCUGUCACACCCCGAAUGGGGAAGGCUUGGCCGUGGAGGGGCUGAGUCUGAAGAGGCAAAAGGGCCGAACGCCUGUGGAGGUGGUGUACCACUCCAAGCAGCACCACAGCAGCAACCAUUUUCCUGCUGAGAGGGUCCAGCUGUCCUCGGCUCCCAGCCCGCAUGGCAUCACCUACAACGUGACCCUGCAGCAGCUCCAGGUGGAGGACAGCGCCCUCUACAGUUGCCAGCUGCUCCUGCAUGGCAGGCCCGACCGCAGCACCCAUCUGGAGAGAAGAACGUUCUUUGUUUCUGUGCAAGGCGAGGAGUGUGGCUGCUCCAACUCCUCCGCCCUCCUGUACGCUCUGUCUGCUGCUGUGGGCGCUCUCCUCCUGCUCCUCGUUGGAUUUGUCCUCAUGUCCAAAGUAAAAGCUCGCAGUGGUGCAAAGAUGCAGCCUCCGCCGCCGGUCUACGAGGAGAUGGUCGGGGUGCAGUCUCCCUGUGGAAAACUGGCCUCGCUGCGUUUGGAGGAAGCGGAGUCAGCUGAGUACAGCAACGGCCAGCGGAGGAAGGCCACCUCUGAAAACCAUUACGAAAGCCCCCGUGGAGGACUCCUCCGCACCAACUGUCACACAUGAAUGUUUAACAUCGCUACUAUUUCAUGAAGUGGAUUAGAAAAUCGUGGCAUAUUUUUAUUUUCCAGUUGAAUAUUUGUAUAAACAUCUAUUUUCCUAAGAACUAUUUUUCUAUCUUUCAUCAGGCCUGUGUUGGUUUAAAUCCCAGUACUGGAUCACUGAGAUGGUUAGAAAUACACUGAAGCUGAAACUGAACAUUAACACGAUUCCUGAAGUUCAGAGCAUGGACGUCAUUUUCGCUUUAGAAGGGGGGGGGGGGGGGGUAUCUUUACAGUAUGCUCUAAUGGGAAACAGGCUUCAACACAAACGGUUGUUUUCUACUUGGUCUUAGAGCUCAACCAGUGUCAGUGUAAUAUUGCGUAAUAUUGUUUUUGGAUGGUAAAAAGUGCAGGGGUCAAAACUUGACUUUGGAAAAAGUGGGGGGGGGGGGGACAUGUCCCCCCUGUCCCCCCCAAAAUUACGUCCAUGGUUCAGAACAACUUUAUUUAUCAUCCGCAAAUUAUAUUAAAUUUGAGUGAACUUGUUUCGAUUUGUCUUUUAUUCUUUAUAUAAAUGAUUUUCACUGA
Messenger RNA from Nothobranchius furzeri (turquoise killifish), 2043 nucleotides. RefSeq names its product cd7 antigen-like (gene cd7al). The record is from RefSeq and is a predicted model, not a curated record. Gene Ontology annotation, molecular function: signaling receptor activity. Gene Ontology annotation, cellular component: membrane. Gene Ontology annotation, biological process: adaptive immune response. Lineage: Eukaryota; Metazoa; Chordata; Actinopteri; Cyprinodontiformes; Nothobranchiidae.